Molecule: messenger RNA, 900 nt
Organism: Funneliformis geosporum
Lineage: Eukaryota; Fungi; Glomeromycota; Glomeromycetes; Glomerales; Glomeraceae
Source: the annotation of a GenBank genome assembly
AUGGAUUAUGUUAUAGCUGCAAGCAAAUAUGCACUAGAGAAAGAUUUUGUCAACCCUGUAUUUCAUCAUAUUUUAAACAAAAUAAAGGUUGGACAAGUGCCUUAUAAAAAUUUAUUCAAUUUCAAUUAUCUUGCAAAAGGUGGUUUUAGCACAUUAUAUAAAGCAGAAUGGAUUCAAGUUCUUCGCAUAAAUAUGGACGAUGUUGAUUCAUGUCAUCCAAGUCAUGGAGGAUUUGGUCAGAUAUUUCAUCAUUUGUUUCAUUCGUUGCCUAAUAUAGAUACAGACAAUUAUUCAAAAAAGAAAAAUGGUGAUAGUGAUAAUUUCGAUUAUAAAAGAGCUAAUAGAUUUGGAUCCAUAUAUGCAGGAAGAUAUCUGGAUUACUUGACAAUUUUAAAAAAUAUGUUUGUUAUAUUAAAAUAUUUAGAUAAUUCAAAUUUCACAGAAGUAUUUUUACAAGAGUUAGAUAUAUUGCACAAUAUAGCAGUCGGUUUAAAAAUAAUUCACCAAGAUGGACUUAUUCAUAAAGACCUCCAUCCCGGAAAUAUAUUAAAGGACGACUUUUCAGAUUGCUAUAUUGCUGAUUUUGGAUUAUGUAAACCUGUUGAUGAACAGUCUGUAAAGCAAGAUGAUCAAAAAAUAUAUGGUGUUUUACCUUACGUUGCCCCAGAAGUAUUGAGAGGCAAAGUUUAUACUCAGGAAUCGGAUAUUUAUUCCUUUGGAAUGGUAGCAUAUGAGAUCGUUUCCGGAUUACGUCCAUAUCAUUUUUUACCUCACGAAGAUUUUCUUGCUGUUAAAAUUUGUGAAGGGGUUAGACCAAAGUUUGAUGAUAUCAAAAUACCACCAUUUUUAGAAAAUUUAAUUGACCAAUGUUUAAAUGCAGAUCCAUUAAAAAGACCAUGA